This is a messenger RNA of Rhagoletis pomonella (apple maggot), 630 nucleotides long. RefSeq lists its product as uncharacterized. Bases 1 to 630 code for a protein of 209 amino acids. Lineage: Eukaryota; Metazoa; Arthropoda; Insecta; Diptera; Tephritidae. The transcript has a single exon. The record is from RefSeq and is a predicted model, not a curated record.
AUGCCUACAGAGAAGGCGCAACCAACAGCAGAAUGCAGUAAAGUGGUCAGCAUGGCUACAACAGUUACCCCAUUGGACCUAAAGGCAACCAAUUUGUCACUCGCAUGGAAUAAUUGGAAAAAUUCCUUCAAAAUAUACAUGCGUGCAGCGGGGCUGGAGCAAGAGACCGACCAGCAAAAGGUGGCACUAUUGCUGCACCACAUAGGACCGGAUUCGCUCUUGGUGUUCAACUCGUUCAACUAUGAUAUUGAUACGGUUGGCUACGAUGAACUCCUAAAAAGUUUUAACGACUACUUCGUGCCUAAAGUGAAUGUGGUUGUGGAGAGAUAUCGGUUCUUCUCCAGGAAGCAAGCUGAAGAAGAGACAAUUGAAGAAUUCGUAACUGUUUUAAAGAACCUUAGCCUAUCAUGCGAAUUCAAAACUUUACGGGAAGAUUUAAUAAGAGACAUUUUUGUGUGCGGGCUUUCGCCAAGGUUUAAAAGUGUCAAAGAACGCUUGCUCAGCGAAGUGGACUUAAAAUUAGAUAAAGCAGUGGCAAUCGCAAAAAACAUGGUCUUAGCCAAAGAAAACUCAGCCGAAUUGGGUGCAGAUAAUGAAGUUUAUAGCAGUUAUCAGGAACAAAAGCGGUGA